This is a messenger RNA of Aspergillus pseudotamarii, 1038 nucleotides long. RefSeq lists its product as uncharacterized. Bases 1 to 1038 code for a protein of 345 amino acids. The transcript is spliced from 3 exons. NCBI's taxonomy places the organism in Eukaryota, Fungi, Ascomycota, Eurotiomycetes, Eurotiales, Aspergillaceae. The record is from RefSeq and is a predicted model, not a curated record.
AUGGCCCCAGCAGCACUUGACGACCCUACAACACCACCAAGAGUGGUGGGACCAGCAACCAAAAAGGCAACACGCCCAACCAACCAGAUUCCUCAAUCUAUGAUUGAUGAAGCACGAAUGGUGACAAAGGAAGCCUUUGACCCCAAAGUCCACCUGAACUAUGAACCUCCCAAAAAGAUUUACACAAUGAAGGAGAUCGGACUUGCGGGUCAUGGGAUCUCACCGAAUGCCGCAUCGGAGCCCUUUUCACUCUUUACCGAAGAGGCUAUCAGGCAGAUGAGAGCGGAAAUCUUUAGUGAAGAGGCCCUCAAAGAUUGCCAAUACACUUCCACCUUCAUUAAAAACAUGGUUCGAGGCAUGGGCCCUGCACUCGCUCCAUUUAUCUAUGAUGCGUGGAAUCAUCCAGAGGUUAUAUCCAAAAUCUCCGAAGUUGCCGGUGUGGACCUCAUUCCCUCGAUUGAUUUUGAGAUCGGAAACGUCAACAUCUCUUUUGGUGAUGGUACCACGGCCACGUUGGGUAAGACCGUAGAUGUCGAGGACAGAACAUCUGCUGUUGCCUGGCAUUACGAUAGCUUUCCCUUCGUCUGCGUGACGAUGCUGUCGGACUGCACGGGCAUGGUUGGUGGAGAGACUGCCCUGCGGAGACCCGACGGACACAUCAUGAAGGUUCGCGGUCCAGCCAUGGGAACCGCUGUGGUGUUACAAGGGCGAUACAUCGAGCAUCAAGCGCUGAAGGCCCUCGGUGGUCGUGAGCGGAUUAGCAUGGUCACAUCGUUCCGACCCAAAUCACCGAUGAUUAAAGAUGAGACUGUGCUCACUGGUGUACGGGGAAUCAGUGAGCUGAACAGCUUGUACAGUCAAUAUACGGACUAUCGACUGGAACUCUUAGAGGAGCGUCUUAGAAUUAUCUUGAAGGAAGAACGACGCCGCCAGGCUGCAAAGCGCCCCUUUGAUAUACCUAAGAUGAGGAGGUUUCUGUUGGAGCAGAAGAAUUUCUUGGAUUCUAUGCUGGAGGAGCUUAUCGAGGUGGAUGAUUAG